AUGGAUUCUAAUUCAUCAUCGACACUUCUUCAACAUCAAACAUUUAUAAAUACAUUUAUUAAAAGUGAAUAUACAUCAUCAAAUAAUCAACAAUAUCCAUUAACAAUUUAUCCGUUAACAUCAAUGAGUAGUGGUGGAAGUGAUUCAAGUUUAAGUUCACCAUCAACACCAAUGCAUAUUGAUGAAAAUUAUCUUGAUAUGUCAACAAAUAAUUUAAAUAAUGAAAAUCAUUUAGUAGAAUCAUCAAAUAAUAAUAAUAAUACACAUCAUCAACGACGUACACGUCGUACAACACGUUUAUCACGUCGAUUAAAUAAUCAACCAUAUCCUUCAACAUCAUCAUCAUCACAUCGUAUAUCAUCAAAAAGACGACAACAACAACAACAAACAAUGUCACAAGAUGAUGUACAAAAUCAACGUGCUAUUGCUAAUGUACGUGAAAGACAACGUACACAAUCAUUAAAUGAUGCAUUUGCACAUCUUCGUCAUAUUAUUCCAACAUUACCAUCAGAUAAAUUAUCAAAAAUUCAAACAUUAAAAUUAGCAACACGUUAUAUUGAUUUUCUCUAUCAAAUUUUACGUACAGAUGAACAACAAGCUUCAUCAUCAAAUAUACCAUCAACACAACAAACUUCAACAUCACAACUUCAACAACAGCAGCAGCAGCAACAACAACAACAACAACAACAACAACAACAGCAACAGCAUACACUUGAUACAGAAUCAUCACCAUCAUCACAACAAAAUGAACGUACAUUAAGCUAUGCAUUUAGUGUAUGGCGUAUGGAAGGUGCUUGGUCUGCUAAUGGUAAUGCAAGUAAUGGACAACAAACAUCAAUCAGUAAUGGAUCAUUUUCUCCUGAUGAUUAUCAAGAAAACUAA
Rotaria sp. Silwood1 is the source of this 882-nucleotide messenger RNA. NCBI's taxonomy places the organism in Eukaryota, Metazoa, Rotifera, Eurotatoria, Philodinida, Philodinidae. The record is from the annotation of a GenBank genome assembly.